AUGUGGUCCGAGUUCUCUUUCUCUUGGAACAGCAGCAUCGUCACCAUACGCAGUUUCUCCGGGGGAGAAAGGAACGCGCCACCCUUGGCUACUGGGGCGUCCCUGUUGCCGCCUGCGCCACCCGUCUGGAUGAAUCGAGGGGCGAGCAGCAAUCCAGGAAGCGCCGUGCAGCUCCCCUCCAUCCUGUAUGCCCUGUACGCUCUGAGCUCUUCCCUUCGGACUCUUCCAGAGAGCCACUUUGGAGGGCUGCCCCUCGCCAAGCCUCAAACAGGAACGCAGCCCCGCCGGCCCCAGGAAAGGCAUCCUGUGGUCGGCGAGCUACUCCUAACCUUGCUUGGCCCUGGCCCUGGUGCUAUGCGCUUCAACUCGACACACAGUGACAGCGAAGGGGACUCUGUAGCGCUCGGCAAGUUGCAGCGGGGCAAACGUCGGGCACACGAGCGAGCUCUGACAAGUGACAACUUUGUUGCGCUCUGGCAGGUAUCCCACGGUAGCGUCGUAGUUGGUUUUCUUGCCUCUCGGCGGACCCCGAGAGAUCCUAUUUCCAGCAGCACCAGCAGGGCAGCGCGCUCAAUGUUCUUCGUCCUUGUCUCUAUUAGGGCCUCGUUCGUGCUGUCCUGCAUACCCGGCGUUCCAGUCGAUGUGGGUAUCCUCGCUGCUGCACAGAACACGGAACAGCACUUGCAGCUCCCCCCUGAGAACACCGAUUGGAAUACGGGCAGGGGAGGCGAAAGAACGGUUUUUUUGGGUUCGACUCUGCAUGUCGGUUCGUCUUGGCCCUGGGGGAAGAGGAACUCCGGAAUCCAAGGCCCCAAAGGCGUCUCCGGUAUCCGUAUCAUCGAGUCGAACACGAGAAGACGCUAA
Molecule: messenger RNA, 864 nt
Organism: Colletotrichum paranaense
Lineage: Eukaryota; Fungi; Ascomycota; Sordariomycetes; Glomerellales; Glomerellaceae
Exons: 3
Coding region: 1-864 (287 amino acids)
Source: RefSeq, a predicted model, not a curated record